Molecule: messenger RNA, 213 nt
Organism: Paramecium octaurelia
Lineage: Eukaryota; Ciliophora; Oligohymenophorea; Peniculida; Parameciidae
Source: the annotation of a GenBank genome assembly
GGAUCAUAUUAUCAUGGGAGUUAAAUUUAGAUUGGAGAUUGGAUUGAGUGAUGGGUUUUAAUGCGACUCUUAAGUAAUAUAUAUGGGUGGAUAUAAAAAUGGUUAAAAGAUAGGUAGAUGGAAUAUUCUAUUUAGAGGGCAAUAUUGCGCGAUUUUAGAUAAAUGUAAACUUUAAUAUAAGUUGAUUUAUAUUGGAGGUGGAUUUCUAUGACG